UUAUGUAGUCUGUUAAUUUUUAACUAUUGUUCGUAUUUUGAAGCCCAAUGAGGCAAAUUCCUUUGUGAUUUUGGGCUAUAUAAAUAAAAUUUAAUUUGAAUUCAAUUGAAUAGAUUAUUCUUUGUAACUAUGGUAUUCAGGUUUUUUCUUUAGCGUUUAUUUUCAAGUCAUUCUUUUUCCCUUGACAUGAGUCAAAGACAAUUCCAUCAUUCCUUUUCUCUGCCAUCACGUCAGGUGAUUGUUUAAUGUUGUCCAUACUUUUUAAAAUAAAUGAUAAAAUGUAUAGAAUCGUCAGUGGUUCAUGCUUGUGAUGUUUUGCAUACUAGUUCAAAAAUAAAUCAAUGUUGUACAAAUCUGACUUUGACCCAUAUUUCCUCUAUUUUUAAUAUUUAUAUUAAACACUGAAAAUAAGAAGAGACAAGCACAAUGUUGGCCCAGAGGGAACAUACACAACAAACACUGUGAAAUAAACAGAAUAAGGCAAAAGUUUGAUUAACCCUCUUAUUCAACAGGUAUCUCUAUUUUCAUAAUUAUUUACAUUUUAGAUCUUGACUGAAUGCUGUGCAAGGGCUAUUUGACCAAGGAGGAGAGAGAUGGAGUGUUGUGGCAGAUGACUUUUCCUCCACAGUUGGCUGGACAUGAACCGCAUUGAGAAUUUUUAGUGUCUGCUGGACUGCAUGGUGAACACAAAGAAACUGAAUGAAGACACGAGCCAAACACAGGACCACAGUUCCCAGAAUCCACGUGAUAAUCAACUGUCAAUCAUAAAAUCAUGCCCCUUCUAUAAGAAAAUAAAAAAAGUACCCCAGAGCUUUUGCAAACAAUGCUGCAAAAACGAGAGCAGCAGGCAUUAAAGGGGUUUCAUCUGUGAGGUUGAAAAGCACGAUUUUUAAUAAUUUAGAUAAUAAACAUCAAAUAAAGCAUACUAGCGGUCAUUUGAGAAACUGCAACUACAGGUUGAAGAAAGAAGAAACAGCAACCUACGUGUGAUUGGCUGCUUUGCAGAGGUCUCCGCCCCCUGACCGUCAUCGAGGAUGUACUGACAUCUUUCACAGUGUGCUGUCCUGUGUGGAGUUCGGAUAUUUGAAAGAAUGGCGGAUUCCAAUGAGAAAAACUUGCGCAACAUGGCAACUACUUUGCUGAAUAUGCUGAGAUCAACAAGUGACCCAACUGCUCAGAGACUAAACCCACCAAGUGUAGUUCCGGGACAUAGCCUUGCAAGGACAGCUCCUGGACAGGCAACAAGAGUGCAGGGACAUGGUGAAACACCCUCAUGCUCCACCUCUAUACAGCAUGACAUGGCCAGAUCUUUUCCGGCUCUAUUUAAUAAAAAGAAGGGAAAGGGGAUCAAAAGGCCAGGUGCCAAAACUACCUCCAUUACAUUUAUCCUACUAAACAAGCCAAUGGAGAAGACUCCAAAUGUAUCAGAGGAGAUGACACUUCUUCAAGGUGGACUUGGGAAGAAGUUAAUCCCAAUACCACAUGAUGCAAAUCACAUGGAGAUUUCAGACAUUCUAUGCGAGUCCUACCCAAAGCUUAAAGAUUUAGAAGGGGCAUGGCUUAUCCACAAAGCUAGUGGAGGAGCGGGCAUAAGAAAACUAAACCUGGUCACUCCAGAAGAUGUGGGAUAUACAGGAACCAGUCUUUCAAAGACCUGGGGGGGGCGCGGUUACCUGUAUAUUAUGCCGAUACAACAAGAGCUGGACACAACCCCCCUCCCUUUCACAUCAAAGGAGUUCCUGGGAAUGCCCAAAGCUCGCUGCUCUUCCUGUCUUGAACUCAUCCCUCUGCAGCUUCUUACUAUUCAUGUACAGACAUGCAAGACUAUGUCAGAGACCAAUGAGACUGACGAUGAAGUUACCAUUUUGGAAGAUGACAGAAGUGAACCCAAGUCUCCUGUUGGGCCUGACCAAAAUGUGUCAUGUCCAAUGUGCGAUGAAGAAUUCCCAGAGGAUUCCAUCCAGAUGCACGCCAGUACCUGUGGUGACGAGGAUUGCAAAAGUGUCGUACUAGCAGCAAGUAAAUGUCCAAGUCACUUCAGCAGCACAUCUGACAUCAUCAAGUCACUUGAAGACAGAGUUGAUCACUCAAAAACAUUCAACAUAAAUGUUACAAGGGACGACCUCUACCAGAGGGGUCUGAAGCAGUGGGCCAGACAAAAACAAUCAUCACCAAAAAAUAGACUGCUAGUGUCUUUUAUCGGAGAGCAGGGAAUUGAUGAUGGCGCUCUCCGCCGGGAGUUUCUAACUGAGAUGAUACGAGGCCUGGAAUUACAUCUGUUCGAAGGCGAUGCACAUCAAGGAAAAAACCCCAAAUACAGCAUCUCAAACUUGCAAGAAAAUAUAUUCAAGAUUUGUGGAGAGAUCAUCGCCACCAGCUUGGCACAAGGAGGACCAGCACCAAAUUUCUUUUCCACAUGGUCUUAUCACUUUCUGUGUCAUGGUAAAAUGCUUGUUACAGAUGUGCCAGAGGUUACUGACGUAGAAAUCCAGAACCUCAUUGAACAGGUGGAAAGUGCAGAGGGUGACAAACUGACCGAAUAUUGUGAUGCCAUUAUAGCGUGUGGCUAUACUGGUCCAAUUAACAACGAUCACAAGAAAGCCAUCACAGAUGCCAUCAGAUUGCACUCUGUCAUGAGGCUCAUACCUAUGCUGAGCCAGCUUAGGGAAGGACUUUCCAUCUACGGUUUGGAUGACCUGCUGUCCCAGCAUCACCAAGCACUUCAACAGGUUUUUCUUCCUGGUAAUCUCAAACAGGUGGAUGCAGACUUCAUGGUCAAGGCCCUUUCUCCUCAGUACAGUGAGAAGGGAUCACUAAGACACAGAAAAGAAGUGACCAUUAUCAAUUUUUUCCAGGACCUAUUGCAAAACCUGGAAGACCAAGCAGGCGAUCUUGGUGGGAGCCCAUCUGCUGAGUCUGGACCCAAGCAGUUGUCCCUGGAAAAAUUGUGCCAGUGGAUUUCAGGCCAAGCACAUGUGCCACUUGUAGAAACAGAGCAGGACUCUUUCAAGAUCACAGUGAACUUUGAUCAUGACUGCACGUCCCGCUAUGGACCACACACGAUCUGCUUUCCCACAGUCAGCGCAUGUGCUAUGUCCAUCACCAUGCCGACACAGCACAUGACAUCAUAUGCUGAGUUUGAGGACCUCAUUUGUCAGGCAGUCUGUGAUGGAUUUCAAUUUACAAAACAUUAAAUGGCAAAAUAUUCUGAAGUUCUUGGAUCAAGUUUAUUAAAAAAAAAAAUGGAAAUCCAAGUUUAAAAUCAUUAAGAUAUUUUUUCUAGUGAAAUAAGUAUUUUUUUUGGGUUAGAUUGCUUGCGUUGCAACAAUAAUUAAGUUUAUUUUUUAAUAUAAGUAAUGCAUCUCUGCUAUUUGAGUUAUUACUUCAGUAUAGCACUUCUUUCUUUACAUUUUUAAUUUUUCAUAUUUGCUAUUUGUACAGUGACGAUUUUUAUUGUUAAUUUCUGAUUACACAAUGACAAUUUGAGGAGGAAGAGCAGCAGCUCUAUUGAGAGCUCUUUUUGUUUGAAUUUUAUUGUUAUUAAAAAAAAAAGUUCCUCACACAUUUAGUUGCUUUACUGUGUCACUUCGAUUUCAAGUUAAU
Oryzias melastigma (Indian medaka) is the source of this 3603-nucleotide messenger RNA. Its product is annotated as G2/M phase-specific E3 ubiquitin-protein ligase. The record is from RefSeq and is a predicted model, not a curated record. Bases 1092 to 3194 code for a protein of 700 amino acids. NCBI's taxonomy places the organism in Eukaryota, Metazoa, Chordata, Actinopteri, Beloniformes, Adrianichthyidae. Gene Ontology annotation, molecular function: ubiquitin-protein transferase activity. The transcript is spliced from 18 exons.